This is a messenger RNA of Myripristis murdjan (pinecone soldierfish), 1412 nucleotides long. RefSeq names its product 5,10-methenyltetrahydrofolate synthetase (5-formyltetrahydrofolate cyclo-ligase) (gene mthfs). The record is from RefSeq and is a predicted model, not a curated record. Gene Ontology annotation, biological process: tetrahydrofolate interconversion; folic acid-containing compound biosynthetic process. Gene Ontology annotation, molecular function: 5-formyltetrahydrofolate cyclo-ligase activity. Bases 300 to 902 code for a protein of 200 amino acids. Gene Ontology annotation, cellular component: mitochondrion. Lineage: Eukaryota; Metazoa; Chordata; Actinopteri; Holocentriformes; Holocentridae. The transcript is spliced from 3 exons.
UCCCACGCUACUUCCGGUUCGCCUCUGUGAGCAGUACAGCCUCAUGACAAACAUGUAGCAUACUGAAACAGUGUCAUGGUCUUCACCGUUAACUUGACAGCGCUGUGUGCAUUUCACUUGUCCAAAACACACUGUUAAAUAUGUGUUUUGGCAUGUUGCUGUGUCUAUUAAUGUUUAACUGCUGCUGGAAAGUUGCGAGAAAGCAGAUAACGUCAGUCGUGCAAGUUGCUUCGUCUCUGCACUAACCACGAUUAUUAACCAAUUCAAAGUUUUCAAGAUUUCGAGGUUGCAGUGGCAGAAUGGCCGCCCUGCGUGCAGCCAAGCAAGCUCUGAGGAAAGAGAUAAAGCGACGUGUUGCAGCGCUGAGUGACCAGGAGAAGCUCCGACAGUCUCACGUUGUUUCACAGAAGUUGUUCAAACACCCCAAGUAUGCAGGCUGUGAGCGGAUUGCAGUGUUUCUCAGCAUGCAUGAUGAGGUGCGCACCGAGGAAAUAAUACGGGACGUGUUCAAACAGGGAAAAACCUGCUUCAUCCCCAAAUACCAGACCAACAGCAGCCACAUGGACAUGCUGAAGCUGACCAGCCUGCAGGACAUGGAGAUGCUGCCCCUCACUUCGUGGAACAUCCGACAGCCUGCUGACGAUGACAACACCAGAGAGGAGGCACUGGCUACCGGAGGCCUGGACCUGAUCCUGAUGCCUGGCCUGGGUUUUGACCGUUCCGGGAAGCGUCUUGGACGAGGGAAGGGCUUCUACGACACUUACCUGGAGCGCUGCAUCAGACACCCGAGAGGGAAGCCCUACACCAUUGCCCUGGCCUUCAAAGAGCAGCUAUGUCCCGAAAUCCCUGUAGACGACAAUGAUGUGCUCAUAGAUGAAAUCCUGUACGAGGACCAGGAGUAGCCAGGCGAUCAUAAGUGUUGGUCUGUGAUGAGACUCUCAGUAUGUUUACAUGCCUGCUAAAAUGCGAGUAUUUCAUCUUGACAUACUCUGGUAAAGGUUUAAUUCAGAAGAAGCUAUUUACAUUGGGGCUUGAUGCGUUUUUAAGAUGCGAGAUGCAAAUAAUGAUAUUUUUGUAUUGAAGGUGUUAAUUGUUAAUAUAUUGUGCCAAUAUUAAUAUCUUUCAACUGUAUCAUUUCAAAGCUAAAGAAUCAGCUGCUCAGUGUCUCCACCAGAAUUUUAUUCUUGUCAAGGUAAAAAAGUUUCUGAAGUAACAUUUAGACCAUCUUGGAACUCAGAUGCUAAAAAACUCAGAUGCUAAAACCUGGACUAAUGAAAAUCUUUUACAUGGGAAAACCCACCCCACUCAUUUAAUGGUAGGAGUAACAUUACUGCCUUAACAUGAAUAAUUCAUUCACAAGUAACAUCACUGGACUAAUAAAGGAAUGAAUAAAAUGUGCAAAAAAAAUGAAA